AUGACUACUCCUUAUCGGUACCCAAAGAAGCAAAAGGAUGAGAUUGAGAAAGCCAUUAAGGAGCUUCUUGACAUGGGAUACAUUAGGCCAAGGAAGAGCCCUUUUGCUUUGACUGUAGUUUUGGUUAAGAAGAAGGAUGGGACCAUGCGCAUGGGAGUGGAUUACCGAGCACUCAAUCAGAAAACUAUAAAAAAUCAGUACCCUAUCCCGAGGAUAGAUGAGCUCAUUGACGAGAUACAUGGUGUCGUUAAAUCAUGGACCGAGCACUUACAACAUUUGGAUGAGGUACUUAGCAUCCUGGAGUCUGAGUUAUUGUUUGCAAAGGAGUUGAAAUGUGAAUUUGGCAUGAGAGAGUUGCUCUAUCUUGGUCACAUUAUCAGUGCAGAGGGUGUGAAGGUUGAUCUUGAAAAGAUAAAGGCUAUCAUUGAUAGGCCUCCACUUGAAAACAUAACACAUUUGAAAGGAUUCUUGGGUCUAUGUGGUUUCUACCGGAGGUUUGUGAAGGGUUACUCUCAGUUGGCUGCCCCCCUCACGGAUCUCACUAAGAAAGGAGCCUUUGAAUGGUCAGAAAAGGCACAAGCGGUGUUUGAUCAGUUUAAGGAGAUUAUGAGCUCGUGCAUUGUUUUGGUUUAA
Cryptomeria japonica (Japanese cedar) is the source of this 633-nucleotide messenger RNA. RefSeq lists its product as uncharacterized. The transcript is spliced from 2 exons. The record is from RefSeq and is a predicted model, not a curated record. Bases 1 to 633 code for a protein of 210 amino acids. NCBI's taxonomy places the organism in Eukaryota, Viridiplantae, Streptophyta, Pinopsida, Cupressales, Cupressaceae.